ACUUUCAGAAAAAAGGGAACAUCGAGAGGCAAGGGUUACAAAUAUUCUUUCCUGCAUUUUUCACUGUGUCAAGGUAGACAAAGUAGGCAAGUAGACAGACCCUGCUCUAUCCAGGGACUAGCUUCUCAAGAAGCAGUGAGAUACAGCAGAAUGAAGUCUGGGUAUCUUGUCCCAUUAUGGUUGUUAGCAGCCCUGUCCACUCUAGCACUAGACUGCUGUGUUCUUCAUUGCAAUGCAUCCGGAGAUAGUAGCUAUAAUGCUGCUUCACGAUUCGCCAUAACCCAGAAAGCCAUCAACUCAGCUGCUGUGGGAGCCCAUAGAAUCCUGGAGCAUGAAGUGAGGCGCUUGACGUUCAAGGAAGUCAGCGGAAGAGCAAGUUUGGUUAUAGCGGAUGUAGACUACAGUCUAAGCCACAUCAUCAUCAACCACAUUGAGUUAUCGCGCCUUGCCAUCACAAUUGUGGACAACAAAGUUGGCCUUCAACUCGCUGCCUCUGGAUCUAUGAAGUUGAACAGCAAGUUUUCAUAUCAUUCUGAUGGCAGUUUGGGCGUUGCUGAUGCGGGUGUCAUUCACAUGUCUAUCGAUAACUUUGAUAUCGAGCUCGAAUUCAAGAUUGAUGUGAAGGCUGGAGGUGAUCAGAUGGACAACGAUGGCCAUAUCGUUACAAGAAUAAAUCAUCCGCAAACAAAGGUUAAGAUACAGAAAGUCAAUGUGGACAUUGAAGGCCAUGGAGAGGCAUUCUACAAGAUUCUACCACUGAAUGAGAUCAUCAGAGUUGAACUCGAGCAACAGCUCAAGGAUCAUCUUCUUACGUCUCUCCAAGGAGGAAUUCUCAAUCAGGCUUUUCAACAUGUCUACGUUGGCCGUCCAAACCAAGGCAAGAUCUGCCUAAAUCAGGCACUCACCAGAGAGGAACCGGAAUACCGACACAAACAGUUUAUUGACUUUUUCCUGGAGGGUAACUACAUUGACUGUGGAUACCCCAAACCUGCCUGUGCAGCAAACAUGUGCCCAAAGAUGCCGGCAUUGGAUGAGACUGGCACUCUAGAACACAUGUUCUAUAGUGGUUUCACCAAUGAGAGCUACCACAGUCUCAUUCAGAAACUGGUCCAGCAUUAUUACUCACAUAUUGAGCUGACUAAGAGAGAAAACCGACGAGACCUGGAAGAUUUCAAACCUGUGCUGGGAAAUGAUCUGACUGGACUGAAGGCAACAGUCGUACACCCUAAUGAUACCAUAGUUCUCUUUCAAGCACCAGCCAGUCAAGACGCUACCAUGCUUAUUACAGUUCCUAUUAAUUUGGAGUUCACCACAGCUGGUCGUCAACCAGAUAAAGCAGAUACAACGCAUUCACUCAAUGUGACAGUAACAGUAUCUGCGUCCAAAUUCAACGGAACCGACGGAUAUAUAACUUAUCCAAAACACAGAGAGACCUACCAGCGUAUAUGGCCAUUUCUCAACAGUAUUCAGGUACAAUGUACAGGGGAUAAGACCAGCUCAGUGCAAAUUAUGAAAGCCUGUGAUCAGAUUUCAAAAAUGAAUGAUGCGUCAGACAAGGGAAACCUCUGGAAGAAGAUCAAAACAAUGGCCCAAGACAUCAUGAAGGAGAGGUUCGACUUACACACUAUGAAAUCCUAUGAUAUUCAAGUCAAGAACAUACAGCCCAAGAUCUAUGAUGGCUAUUUUCAAUUCAGCUAUGAUGCUCACCUCCUGACCGACUAGACUCAUCACCGAUCCCACAAUGACAAUCUGACAAUUCCGAUAACCAUCACCAUCAGUUUCAUUCCUAUAACCAUCACCAUCAGCCUUGUCAUGAUGUCAUUGCUGUAAGCCUGUAACCAUCAUUUCCCUUGCCAUAACCACCGCCAUCAUUGUUGUGGAUAUCAGCAUUGUAACCAUGACUACAUCACCGCUCCAUAACUAUCACCAUCACAAUUCUAAUUUCUGCCAAUAGCCAAAAAUGCAUGACAAACUACACUGAUAUCAUUAUCACUGCCUCAGAAAUGCUUACUAUCCAACAACUACCGGCCUGCUGUUAAUUCUACACCUCCAUCACAGUAUCCUCAACUUAGCAUCACUCAUCAUUACCUUUUGCCUUGUCGAGUGCAAACACUUAUUUUAUCACUGGCCGCGAUGAUUCUCAUUCCUCACAGCAUACUCGUAGUACAAUGUAUAUUACUUUCUCGCAUACAUGUACAUCGCACACGUGCUACCAGCACACAUGUGUGAUAUGACAGUGUCAUCGGCAACAGAGUCUGAGCAGACAGCUACUUUUUCUUCACCUUCCUAUCAUCAGGCUAUGACAAGAAAGAUGCAUACCCACCUUGCACUCCUAGGACCCAUGCUUGCAUUUCAACCACCAUUGACUUUAGCAUACCCGUACUCGGAUUUUCUCACAAGCUAAAGAAAUUCACAAAGCCA
Molecule: messenger RNA, 2421 nt
Organism: Sycon ciliatum
Lineage: Eukaryota; Metazoa; Porifera; Calcarea; Leucosolenida; Sycettidae
Exons: 16
Coding region: 151-1722 (523 amino acids)
Source: RefSeq, a predicted model, not a curated record